ACACGCAUCCCGGAUACAUGCAGGGGGAAAUAAUCUAGCUCACAAAUUCAUGUUGCGAAACGAAAGUGCACGAAAUGAUUUACUGUAUGGUUACCUGAACUCUUUGUAAAUGGCGUUUACUUCAAUGUUUGUUGUUUUGACACUUUGCCACGGUCUGCUUCACGGGUCCAACAGUGUCGAAUUAAGUAAGAGAAAUCAGACCGAGGGAGGACAGCGAUUUCUGAAUUUUCAGCAACAGUACGGUCGAAUUUACAGUAAUGAGGAGUUUUCUGAGCGACAAAUAUAUUUCCAGAAUUCAAUUAAGAGACAUGCUCUUCUGAACUCAGUGCUAAAGAAUUCAAACAACUCUGCCAAGUAUGGAAUCAACCAGUUCUCUGAUUUAUCUCCAAAACAAUUCAAAGAGCGCUAUCUCACAGUCCAGGCUGAGGCAGCUCCAAAGUUUGACAUCAACAGACCUGGUAUCCAUGUUAAGACGAGUUAUCCACCAAGGUUUGACUGGAGGGACAGUGGAUUUGUUGGACCAGUCCAAAACCAAAAGGGGUGUGGAGGAUGCUGGGCCUUCAGUGUGGUGGGAGCCAUUGAAUCAGUAUCUGCCAAAGAAGAUGGAAAGCUACAGCAGCUCAGUGUACAGCAAGUAAUAGACUGUUCUUACAAUAACCAGGGCUGCAAUGGUGGAUCCCCUGAUGAAGCUCUGUUCUGGCUCACACAGACCAAAUUGAAGUUGGUAAACCAGGCAGAGUAUCCCUACAAAGCUGUGGCUGGGAUCUGCCAGUACUUUUCUCAGUCUCACAAAGGAGUGGUAGUGAAGAAUUACUCUGCUCAUGACUUCAGGACACAUGAAGAGGAGAUGAUGAGUAUACUCGUGGAACAUGGGCCUCUUGUUGUCAUUGUUGAUGCCAUAAGUUGGCAGGAUUACCUGGGUGGCAUCAUUCAACACCACUGCUCAAGCCACAAUGCCAACCAUGCUGUACUAAUCACAGGUUAUGAUACCACAGGGGAAGUGCCAUACUGGAUAGUACGCAAUUCAUGGGGAACCUCAUGGGGUAACAGUGGCUAUGUUUACAUUAAAAAAGGGGACAAUAUGUGCGGCAUUGCAGAGAAUGUUGCUGCUGUUUUCGUAUAAUUACUGUGUUGAUAAUCUUCGUACUUCAGAGAUUAGCAAGUCACAAAUCGACAUUUUAAAGUAUCAGCAUCAAAACAGUAAUCUGGCUUGAUUCUCCAGUGUACUGUAGCUGUUGAGAAUUCUAAAAAUUCUCAUGGGAUAUUUGGGUAACAAAUCCUGUUGCCUCUUGAAUGCAAAGCAAAAUAGCUCCACUCUUUGAGCUAAUUCCCCUAUUCCUAAUCCCAGCUACAACAGCCCAAAAUAAACUCUGACUGUUCAUGUUAGUUAUGAAACACACCAUAACCACAUCAUUUUAUUAAGAAUGUUUUAACGUCUCAAGAAUAACAGAACACUUACUAUGCAGUUAACUCUUUGUAUUAGCAUGACAUUGCACUGACAUAUGACACGCAAGGGAAUUCAUAAAAGAAAAUGUGAAAAAGAUAUAGAGUGGUGGCCAAAAAUAUUGGUACCCUUGGUAAAUAUGAGGGGAAAAAAAAAGGUUGUGAAAAAGAAAUCUGCAUUGUUUAUCCUUUUGAUCUUUCAUUAAAAAAAUGCACAAAAAUCAAACCUUUACAAUUACAGUAAAACAAUUUAAAGAGGGGAAAUAUCUCAUUAUUAAAUACAUAUUUUUCUCCAAAACACAUUGAACACAAUUAGUGGCACCCCUAGAAAUUCUUACGAGUAAAAUAUAUCUGAAGUAUAUUCCCAUUCAUAUUUUAAAUUUUUUAGUGCACCUGGGUGACUAGGAAAAUGAAAUUGUUCAGCCAUGACUUCCUGUUUCACAGUGGUAUAAAUAUGAGGUAACAUAGGACAAAUUCCCCUAAUCAUCAAUCACAGUUGGUUUGACUAAAGUAUGUAGUUCUGAUGUGCUGCAAAAGGUUGUUGUGCUUCACAAAAUGGGAAGUGGUUAUAAGAAAAUAACCAAAGCAUUGAAAAUGUCCAUUUCCACCAUCAGGGCAAUAUUUAACAAGUGCCAAUCAACUGGAGAACUUAAAAAUCGUCCUGGAAAAGGAGAUGUGUCUAUAUUGUCUGCAUGCUUGUUGAGGAGGAUGGUUCAAGUGGCCAAAGAAUCUCCCGGGAUCAAAGCUGCAGAAUUGCUGAAAUGAAUUGGGUCUUGUGGUCAGAAAGUCUAAAGAAAAAAUAUCAGACAUCACCUACAUCACCACAAGUUGUUUGGGAGGGUUUCAAGAUAAAUGCCUAUGCUCUCAUCCGACAACAAACUCAAGCAUCUUCAGUUUGCCAGACAAUACUGGAAGUUCAAAUGCUACUGGUCUCUGUGGUCAGAUGAAACAAAAAAAUAGCUUUUUUGGCAGCAAACACAAGAGAUGGGUUUGGCACACACAGAGAUGAAGUAUCUAAUGCUCACGGUUAAAUGUGGUGCUGGAUCGUUAAUUUUGUGGGGCUGCUUUUCUGCCAGAGGUCCUAGACAUCUUAUUUGGAUACAUGGCAUCAUGGACUUAAAAUAUAAACCUGACUGCCUCUGUCAGAAAGCUUACAAUGGGCCCUGGUUAGAUCUUCCAGCAAGACAAUUCUCCAAAACAAAAACAAACAUAAAAAUGAUUCACUGACCUCAAAAUCAAUGUACUGCCAUGGCCAUCUCUGUUCCCUGACCUGAACCACAUAGAAAACCUGUGGGAUGAACUGAAGAGGAGAGUCCACCAACUUAGACCUCUGAAUUUGAAGGACCUGGAGAGAUUCAGUAUGGACGAAUGGUCUCAGAUCACUUGCCAGGUGUUCUCCAACCUCAUUAUGCAUUUUAAGAGAAGACUCAGAAGUGUUAUGCUGGCAAUGGGCGGUUGCAAAAAGUAUUGAAUAAAGAGGUGGCAAUAAUUAUGGCCAACGCGUUUCGGAGAAAAAUAUUUACUUAAUAAUGAGAUAUUUCCCAAGUUUCAAAUGUUUUACUUCAAUUAGAGUUUAGAUUUUUGUGAUUAUUUUUUUUUUUUUUGUAAUGAAAAAACAAUAUAGAAGGAUAAAACCAUGCAGAUUGUUUUUCACAUCCUUUGCUCAUAAUUACCAAGUAUGUCAAUAUUUUUGGCCACCACUGUAUUAUUAUAUGUGAAAACUAAUGGAUUAUAAAGGAAAGGCAAUAUGGUAUUUGUGCAGGAUAUACCAGAUAUUCAGAAUGUAUCUGCUUUUGUAAAUUUCUGUAACUACAAAGUUUACUUUUUUUUUUUUUAUUGUCUGUCAUUUCUACUUAGCCCAACAACACAGGAUAAAGCAAUCAAACAAAAGUCAAACUCUGUGAGACUCUAUGUUUACUUUUUUUAUUUAGUUUAUUUGAUGCAAGAAUUAUAUGCCAUUUGAUUGAGAGUAUAAAACCUAUUAUAUCCAAGAAAAUUUUGACAGGAAACAGACUCUAAUUUUCCUUAAUAAACAAGAACAAUCUUUA
Molecule: messenger RNA, 3491 nt
Organism: Xyrauchen texanus (razorback sucker)
Lineage: Eukaryota; Metazoa; Chordata; Actinopteri; Cypriniformes; Catostomidae
Gene: ctso
Product: cathepsin O
Exons: 8
Coding region: 110-1123 (337 amino acids)
Cellular component (GO): lysosome
Molecular function (GO): cysteine-type endopeptidase activity
Source: RefSeq, a predicted model, not a curated record